This is a messenger RNA of Tigriopus californicus, 2060 nucleotides long. RefSeq lists its product as uncharacterized. NCBI's taxonomy places the organism in Eukaryota, Metazoa, Arthropoda, Copepoda, Harpacticoida, Harpacticidae. The transcript is spliced from 9 exons. Bases 112 to 2043 code for a protein of 643 amino acids. The record is from RefSeq and is a predicted model, not a curated record.
AAUUGGGCCCUCUGGCGGUUUCCAAGCGUAAGUCAAGCUUCGGAACUGCCUUGAUUGUCAAUAUUGCGCAUGAAGUGAAGUGAGGUGGGUGAAUUGCUGGAGGGACCAACCAUGCCCCGCCCCGUGGUACCGCCCACUCUAUACACACUGGCUCUCAGAAAUAAUGCUCAGAUGCUCUAUCAGGGGCUUCGAGCUGUGGAUCAGCUUUGGGAACCGCCCAAAAUGACUCUAAACGCCCCCAGAUCAUCGCCCUCGGGAUCCCCACACAAUUUGAGCACCUCACAGCUGUUUUUAGCUCCCUUAAGCUCUGAAGAGGAGCAAGAGGAACAACAACGCUUGAACAUGGUGCAACUCAUCAGAGAUUGGUUGAUGCAAACGCCCACUUUGGUCAUGGAAGACCUUAUAGCUUCACUUUUGAAACAUACCGAAAAGACUUUGAAUGAUGACCGGGACCAGAAAUUGAUUAAAGCCCUGAUCAACAUUGAAAGGAUGAAGGUGUCGGACAUUUUCUUCGGAGUCCACGCCCUCUUUGCCGUUUUGGUGGACACUCCCAUUUCGAAACUGGAGUUCAGUGCCAAAUUGUGGGUGUGUUUAUGGGACUAUGAGCAGAUCAUGCAAAGCUCGUACAUCCAUGACCGAGUGUGUGAAAGUCUGCCCAGGAUGAGGAAUCUAGUCCAAAUCAAUCUACCUCAGGUGGCCACAGACAAGCUUUGUUUCCUGAUCUCUGAGCAUCUCCCACUGAUCCGUGAGCUCAAUCUGGAUCAUUCUCGCGUGACCGAUAAGGGAAUCAAGUUCCUUUGUGGGAUCAAGACUUUGAUGGGCAAAUCAAGUCCCUCAGAAGGCCAAUCACAGUCAUCAGAUGUCGACCAGGCCCUACAAGAACAAGCAGCCCUCUCAGUCUGGCAUGCUACCACCACUGAGAGUACUAUGGUGGCCCGAUCGAUCUCGUUUGAGUCACCCUGUACCACUUCCAGCCCAAUCGGCAGUCCUGGCGGCAGCGCUGGGCGGGAGAAAUAUUGCUCCCAAAUCCAAAAACUGUCCCUGGAUGGAUGCUUAAACUUGUCAGAGAGCGUCAUUUGGCUGGCUUUGAAGAAGCUGAACACAUUGAAGAUGCUCAAAUAUCACCAUGCUUUCUCAGUGGCGGAGAUAAUGAACAAAGAGCUGAACAAUUUGAGUUCAGAAGAAGUUGCUCAGCUUCAUUUCAAGCUCAUUCAUUACAACCAUCCAUUUCCUUAUGGCAUCAAUGUUCCCACCAGUCUAGUUCAAAGGAUAUCUGCCGUCUGCCCCAACAUUACCGAGCUUAACAUCGUCACCGAGGACAGUUGUGUGGAGGCAUUUUCUCACAUGAAACACUUAAAGUCCGUCAGUAUUGAAUUGGAGGACUGGUUUGGCUUGGGCCUUUUUGGGUUCCUAAAGACCAUGGGCAGUCAAAUACAAGAGCUAGCAAUUUCCUGCAGUUCUGAUGCUGAGGCCUCUUUUCCCCCCGGCGGUGGACAAGCCUUUCAACUGUUUAACACAGGCUUGAAACUAGCCCGAGCUCUGUGUGAUCCGGACUCAUUGAAGAAAUUGAACAUAGCCGGAAGUGGGCUAGUAACCAAUGGUCUGAUGGAAAAAUGCCAGGAGGAGGCAACGACAUUGAGGCAAUUGAGUAGUUUGGAGACAUUGGUGUUUCUGGCUUAUGAUGACGAGUCUCCGGUUCAAUCUAGUGAAGAGCAACUCUUGCUGGAGACCCUCCAAGGGUGCGUUAAAUUGCAAUGUCUCAGCUUGGAAGGCAAUUUCUCCUCGUUUAUGACCCAUGGCUUCAUCAUGUCACUCUUGGCGAAGAACCCAUUGGAACAGUUGGGGAUCUUUGACAUUGGAGGGGCGGACAUUGCCCUUGGGCCUCAAACAGCCCUCCUUCUACUGAAACUGCCCAAUAUCUUGGAGCUUCGUCUGUCCACGUGGAAGCUUUCGGACCAGGACUUCAACUCCCUGAAGACGUUUGUUAAGGACCACGGAUUUCAUGUCUAUCUCACACGAGGGGGUCCUAGUCAUUCUGAAUAAAUUUCAAGUUAGUCUGA